Messenger RNA from Phytophthora nicotianae INRA-310, 4251 nucleotides. RefSeq lists its product as hypothetical. NCBI's taxonomy places the organism in Eukaryota, Oomycota, Peronosporomycetes, Peronosporales, Peronosporaceae. The record is from RefSeq and is a predicted model, not a curated record. The transcript has a single exon. The coding region runs from base 32 to 4156 and encodes 1374 amino acids. Gene Ontology annotation, molecular function: P-type divalent copper transporter activity; copper ion binding; ATP hydrolysis activity. Gene Ontology annotation, biological process: monoatomic cation transport; copper ion homeostasis. Gene Ontology annotation, cellular component: membrane.
AUUCAUCUCAUUUCUUAUUUAGCGACCAAAGAUGGUGGUGAGCGAGGACCACCAGGAGCUGCUGCCGCUCGUGCACGGCGUUCAGGACGGUGCCUGCGUGCCCGCAGCCGAGGACGUUCCUAGUGUGACUUCAUCUCAUCGCCGCGACGACGAGGAACGCGUCGUGUUCCUAGUGGUGCCAGGUCUCGCGGAACAUGAUCAUGCCGCCGCCGGAAAGAUCGAAACAGCGCUCAAACGCAGCGCCUUGGGCGUGCGCAUUGUGCAGUUGGACCUACUGGAGAAGUUGGCGAGGAUCGAGUUGCUGUAUCGCGCGGACGAGGAGAUGGAGGCGGCGCUGGCCGACGAGGUGCGGCGCGCCACACCCGACCAACUCGUGGCGUACCCCGUGUGGCAACAUCGCGAGCGUAUCGUUCGCCUGCGUGUAGACGGCAUGCGCUGCAUGACUAACUGCGGUCGGCAAGUGAUCCGCGCGCUAGAACAGAUCCCAGGCGUACUUCACAUUCACGUUGACUCCAAGUCCAGGACAGCUGAGGUGGCACUGGCAAAGGGCUGCACAGCGACAGAGGUGGAUCUCAUCAAGUACAUUCGCGCAGCCAACCCACGUUUUAACGCAUCGAUCGCGAAGGAGAAGAAGGAGCGCACAGGCUCAGUACCUGGUGCGAUCUUGUUAAACAUCACAGGCAUGAGCUGUGCCAAGAACUGUGCUACAAAAGUUCAAGCAGCAUUGCAAAGUGCUGAAGGGGUGAUUGACGCUACGGUCGACUUCAGUAACAAGCGCGCCACCAUCAUUCUCGAGCCGGAGAGCAAAGUGACAGAAGAAGAUUUAGUUCAGGUGGUACGCAGUGCUGGCACGAAGUUCGAUGCGUCGCGUUAUGAGCUUUUCAACAAUGACGGGGACUCGCGCGUGGUGUAUCUAAUGAUCGAAGGCAUGAGCUGCGCGAAGAACUGCGCUAGAAAGGUACAGGACGCACUGAAUGGCACCAAGGGAGUCAUCAAUGCCAAGGUGGAUUUUGACACGAAGCGCGCUACCAUUUUCUUGGAGACGGGAAGCCAUGUGACGGAAUCCGAACUGAUUGAAGUCGUGCACUCCGCCGGUCAAAAGUUCACAGCUUCAGUUGCGAAACCAACCAGCGGACUGCGUACAAUACUUCUUAAAAUCGAGGGCAUGAGCUGUGUGAAAAACUGCGCAUCCAAGAUUGAACGGGCUUUGACUGCGGUAAAGAGCGUAGAGAGCGCCACGGUGGAUUUCCCGCUUAAUCGCGCUACUAUUCAGCUCGAAUCGGGCAGUUCACUGACGGAGAACGACCUCAUCGAAGUUGUUCGCAGUGCUGGCGCGAAAUUUGAUGCAGCGGUGUACGUUCCGUCGUUCAGCCCGCGCACCGUGCUGCUGGAGAUUGAGGGCAUGAGCUGUGCCAAGAAUUGUGCACGCAAGAUCCAGCGAGCUCUCAGCGAGACUGACGGCGUUGUGUCUGCAUCCGUCGAUUUUGCAGCAAAGACGGCGACAGUUGAAGUGGAUCCUGAUGGCCAAUUUAACGACCAAGACUUGCUGCAAGUUGUUCGAAAGGCUGGAUCCAAGUUCCGUGCUCGUCUCAUCAAGCCAACAACGCAACAAGUUACUGAUGUUGUGGACAAUUCUGCGAAGAGUGAAGCUGAGUUGCAAGCUAAGUCGGAGGUGGCUUCGACUGCUGCGUCGGAUGAUGUUGCGAUUUCUAUCGACUCCGACAAGACUGAGAUUGGUGAGGCAACGCUUUUAAUUGGUGGGAUGACGUGUACCUCGUGCUCCAACUCGGUUGAAAACGCACUGAAACAAACGGAAGGCGUUGUAUCUGCUGUUGUCAGCUUCGCGACGGAGAAGGCGACAGUCCGCUUUGAUAAGGACAUCGUUGGAAUCCGAACGCUUGUUGAAACGAUUGAGGAUAUCGGAUACGAUGCAUCGUAUGUGUCAAAAUCUGAGGCGCAGAAAGCUCUGGGAGACCAACGUGCCAAGGAGAUCACGCGGUAUCGUGUCGAUUUUUUCGUCUCCGUGCUUUUCACUUUCCCGAUUGUCCUCAUUAUGAUGGUAUUCGACAAUAUCGCGCCUAUUGAACGCGGUUUGGCUUCGGCUAUUCUUCCUGGGAUCUCGUGGCAGACAUUGAUUGUGGCAAUUCUAGCCACUCCUGUCCAGUUCUACCCUGCGCGUCGGUUUCAUGUUGAUGCUUGGAAAGGUAUGAGGAACAGGAUGUUGGGCAUGUCGUUCCUGGUGUCGAUGGGCUCCAAUGCCUCGUACUUCUACGGUCUGUUCAGCAUCAUUCGCGCGUUUUUGCUGAGCGAUUCAAGUGUCGCCAAUCCGGACAUGUUUAUGACAUCGUCGAUGCUGAUUUCUUUCGUGAUUCUUGGCAAGUUUUUGGAAGCAAUCGCCAAGGGCAAGACAUCGGCAGCACUGAGCAAGUUGAUGGAACUACAGGUCAAGUCUGCCACGUUGUUGGUUUUCAGCGCUGAUGGAACAAGAAUCCGGGAAGAACGCAUUGUCCCGAUUGAACUGGUUCAACGUGGAGACAUCCUCAAAGUUGUUCGCGGCUCGUCCAUUCCAGCCGAUGGUGUCAUCGUGUACGGCGAAGGUCGGAUUGACGAGUCGAUGUUGACGGGUGAAUCCAAGACUAUCAAGAAAGUUUCGGAUGAUCGUGUGAUGGGGGCGACGGUGAAUGUGGACGGAUUGUUCCACAUGAAGGUGACCGGUGUGGACAACGAUACUGCAUUGAGCCAGAUCAUUCGUCUCGUGGAGGACGCGCAGACUUCAAAGGCGCCAAUCCAGGCGUAUGCAGACUACGUCGCUUCCGUUUUCGUCCCUACAGUACUAGGGCUUUCUUUCCUGACGUUCUCGGCAUGGUAUCUCCUCUGUAUUUUUGAGGUUGUUCCCGGAAGCUGGAUUCCUCACACGGACAGCACGUUCGUGUUUGCGUUCAACUUCGGUAUUGCUACACUCGUUGUGGCUUGCCCGUGUGCUUUGGGGUUGGCAACGCCUACGGCUGUCAUGGUCGGAACGGGUGUUGGAGCUGAGCACGGCGUGCUGAUCAAGGGCGGUGAGCCGCUGCAGGCUGCACACAACAUUAACACGAUCUUGUUCGACAAGACGGGGACUCUGACGGUGGGAAAGCCUGUGGUGACAGACGUGGUGGUGCUUACGAAGAAGCUUAGUACUGAGGAGCUGAUUAUUCUCGCUGGAUCGGCUGAACUUGGCAGCGAACACCCCCUCAGUAAGGCGAUCAUCGAGUACGCAAAGUUCAUCUCGUCAUCUCUCGAGCAACCGACAGGUUUCCGUGGAGUUUCAGGACGAGGCAUUGCGUGCAUGGUCGGUGGGCACAAGGUCGUCAUUGGCAACCGAGAGUGGAUGGCGGAUAACGGUAUGAAGCGUUUGACCAGCAUUGUGCUACAGCAGGCCACGAUGACGUUCCAGAAUGCCGGGAAGACUACCAUUUACAUGGGCGUAAACGAUGAGCUUAGCGCCGUCUUCGGUGUGGCGGAUGCUCCUCGCAAAGAGUCUAUUCGCACGUUAAAGAAGCUGAAGCAGAUGGGUCUGGAGGUAUGGAUGGUUACUGGUGAUAACGCUCGCACUGCCUUCACCAUUGCUGACCAGCUCGGCAUCAGUCGACGCAACGUCAUGGCCGAAGUGGUCCCUUCCCAGAAAUCUUCAAAGGUUAAGCAGCUCCAGAACACUGGCCGCAUCGUUGCCAUGGUAGGUGACGGCAUCAACGACUCGCCUGCACUGGCACAAGCAGAUCUGGGCAUUGCAAUUGGCGGCGGCACCGAGAUCGCCAUGGAGACGGCCGGUAUGGUUCUCAUGAAAGCCAAUUUGUUCGACGUCAUCACGGCGCUGGACUUGUCCCGAACAAUCUUCAACCGGAUCCGUCUGAAUUAUGUGUGGGCACUUGGCUACAACUGUCUGUUGAUCCCGCUGGCUGCUGGAGUGUUGUAUCCAUUCGGCUUCAGCAUCCCGCCCAUGUUCGCCGGCGGUGCCAUGGCCAUCUCGUCCGUGUCGGUGGUCACGUCCUCGCUCCUACUCCGAUAUUACUCUCCUCCAGCUCUCCCAGAGGAUUUCAGCGUGGACGACUCCAAGUCGCUACUCUUCAAGAAGCCGACGGUCACCACGCCACUGCUGGCCUCCAGCACGUUGGAAUAGACAACACGAAGGUUGCCACGGUACAUGUUGCAAUGAGACUUUAGUACAUUUUCGUAAUAUUCAAUACAAAUUUACGUUAUACCAGGACAUUUCGA